Molecule: messenger RNA, 2484 nt
Organism: Molossus molossus (Pallas's mastiff bat)
Lineage: Eukaryota; Metazoa; Chordata; Mammalia; Chiroptera; Molossidae
Gene: CCDC110
Product: coiled-coil domain containing 110
Exons: 5
Coding region: 1-2484 (827 amino acids)
Cellular component (GO): cytoskeleton
Source: RefSeq, a predicted model, not a curated record
AUGUAUGGUUCUGUUACAGAAAAGCAUCAGGAAAGGGAUGAAGUUGACUGCGUCCUCCUCUCAGCGUCCAAGAUCCUGCACUCCUCUGAGGGGGUAAAGGAAAGUGGUGGCAGUGACACAGAAUACGGCUGCAUAUCAGAAUCAGAAAAUCAAAUUCAACCACAAUCAGCACUAAAAGCCCUUCAGCAUCAAUUGGAAUCAUUCCAGGCUCUCCGAAUACAGACUUUGCAGAAUGUCAGCAUGGUACAGUCUGAAAUCAGUGAAAUAUUAAACAAAAGUAUUAUUGAAGUAGAAAACCCACAAUUUAGCUCAGAAAAAAAUCUAGUAUUCAACACACACAUUGAAAAGCCUAUAGAGAAUCAAGAAGAAAUCCUUUCUGCGGAGAAAAUGCAUCAUCUUGAGGAUCCCUGGACCCUUCAUUCAAUGGAAGAAAAGUUCAGCAGCGGCAGUGUCCACAGUCUCUCUCAAGGUAUAAAUAUUCUACCCCAGAUACAUUUCAAAGACAUAGUAACUCUAAGAACUUCACCAGAUCAUUUACCUUCAAACGUAAUUAUGAACGCUUCAGAAAACUGUGACAUGUUGAAGAAUUAUAACAUUUAUAGUUUUCUACCUAAUGCACCUCAAAAUGUUAUGUGUCAAGCCGAUACAGCCGUUCAGGAUAAACCCAGAAUUACUGUGCCAUUUCCCAAGCACGGAUUUUGUGAAAAUUUAGAUGACAUUUGCCAUUCGAUCAAACAAAUGAAGGAAGAACUUCAAAAGUCACACAACAGGGAACUGGCCCUUACAAAUGAACUUCAGACUUUAAAAAUGAACACAAAUGUUCAAAGUCACAUUAACUAUGACCUGUCCCCCGUUCACAAGGAACAAACUAACUUUAUUAAGGAAGAAAAUACAGAAAGUAACUUAAAUGAAGAUAUAAAAUCAAAGAGAAUUUUAGAAUUAGAGGCAUUAAUAACUAAACUACUCCCACUCAGGGAGUCAGUGUCAAAAUUACAUUUGAAUUUUUGUAGGAAAUGUAAAAAAUUAUCUAAGAGUGAAACACACAGGGCAAAAAAGAAUGAGAGAAACAAUAAAGAAAUUCCUAUCACUGGCAAGAACAUUACAGAUUUAAAAUUCCAUUGCAAACUUCCAAGACAUACACCAUCAUUCUUUGACCCAACAAAAUAUGAAAUGAAAGACAAAGAAAGGCAACCAUUUGCAAUUAAUCGAGGAUCAAUAAUAUCUGAUAAUGAGAAAACAUCCAAAGCCAAUUCUGUGACUGAGCAAUGUGUUGCAAAAAUUCAGUACUUACAGAAUUACCUAAAAGAAUCUAUGCAGACACAGAAAAAAGUUACGGAACUGGAGAAUGAAAAUCUAACCCUUAAAACCAAAAUACAAUCUCUUGUCUUCACCACACAAUCUCUGAUACAAAAAAUUGAAAUAUAUGAAAAGCAACUUAAGAAUUUGGUUGAAGAAAAGAACACUAUUCAGUCCAAAUUAAUUAAAACAGAAGAAGAUGGCAAAGAAUGUCUUAAAGAAUUGAAAAAAUUAAUUAGUAAUUAUAAUGUUCUCCAAGGACAAAAUAAAACUCUAGAGGAAAAAAACAGUCAACUUUCUUUGGAGAAGCAACAAAUGAUAGAAACAUUAGAGCAACUAAAAAGUAAAGAACAAAAAACUCAAAAUGAUAUGGCUGCUGUCAAUAAUGAAAAUAAUCGAAUGAGUAUAGAAAUGGAAUCAAUGAAAACAAAUCUUCUAUUGAUACAAGAUGAAAAGGAAAUGUUAGAGAAAAGAACAUACCAGCUUCUAAAGGAGAAAAGCUCACUUGAAAAUGAAAUAAAAGAAAACCAGCUGGAGAUAAUACAGCUAAAAGAGAAAGAAAGGUUGGCAAAAACUGAACAAGAGACACUUGUUCAAAUAUUAGAAACAGUGAAAAAUGAAAAAUGUCACCUUGAAACAACAUUACAGCAAUCUAUUGCUGCUAGACAAAUGAUGGAAAGAGAAAUUGAGAACAUUCAAACAUACCAAUCUACUGCAGAAGAGAAUUAUCUGAAUGAAAUAAAAAAUGCAAAAUCAGAAGCAGGUAUUUAUAAGAAGAGUUUAUCAGAAAUGGGCAAUGAAUGUGAAAUGUUAUCAAAAAUGGUAAUGGAAAUUAAAACAGACAAUCAGAUUCUAAAAGAAGAACUAAAAAAACAUAGUCAAGAAAAUAUACAAUUUGAAAACAGCAUCAGCAGACUUGCAGAAGACAAAAUACUUUUAGAGAACUAUGUAAGAAGUAUCGAGAAUGAAAGGGAUACCUUGGAAUUUGAGAUGCGGAAUCUUCAAAGAGAUUACUUAAGUUUAACUGAAAAAAUCUGUGGCCAGCAUGGUGACCUUUCAAAAAUGGGUUACAAUUCAAGAAAAGAGAAGUUCCAUUUUGACAACUAUGAUACUUAUAAAGACACCUCUAGUCCCAGGAGUAGGCCUUUAGCUCCUGAUUUGAAAGGUAUGUAUAUUGUGGUGGAUUAG